Molecule: messenger RNA, 2460 nt
Organism: Aspergillus saccharolyticus JOP 1030-1
Lineage: Eukaryota; Fungi; Ascomycota; Eurotiomycetes; Eurotiales; Aspergillaceae
Product: VHS domain protein
Exons: 5
Coding region: 501-1985 (494 amino acids)
Biological process (GO): Golgi to vacuole transport; Golgi to endosome transport; protein transport to vacuole involved in ubiquitin-dependent protein catabolic process via the multivesicular body sorting pathway
Cellular component (GO): trans-Golgi network
Molecular function (GO): ubiquitin binding; phosphatidylinositol binding
Source: RefSeq, a predicted model, not a curated record
CUAUGAACCGAACCUCGCCCUGAACCUCGAAGUGGCCGAUCUCAUCAACUCUAAAAAAGGCAAUGCGUGAGUCUCCGGCCUGGCGUCGCGCAUCCUCUCCUGCAGGGAGCGCCACCGGAUCUAACUUCCCGUCUGUCUUAGACCUCGAGAAGCGGCCAUCGAGAUCGUUCACCUGAUCAACUCGCGGAAUCAAAACGUGGCGCUACUGGCAUUGGCAGUAGGUGCCCUCAAAACUGCCAUCGGAUCGCCUGGCGCUGAUCAUAAGACUGACGAGACAUUUCGACUAGUUGCUCGACAUAUGCGUGAAGAACUGCGGAUAUCCCUUUCACCUCCAGAUCAGCACCAAGGAAUUCCUUAAUGAGCUGGUCCGUCGCUUUCCUGAGCGCCCGGCCUUACGGCCAUCCCGCGUGCAGCACCGUAUCCUCGAAUCCAUUGAGGAAUGGCGACAAACUAUUUGUCAGACGUCGAGGUAUAAGGAGGAUCUUGGCCAUAUUCGGGACAUGCACCGCUUGCUACUUUACAAGGGCUACGUUUUCCCGGAGAUUCGCCAUGAGGAUGCUGCGGUCUUAAAUCCUAGUGAUAACCUUCGCUCGGCCGAGGAAAUGGAAGAGGAGGAGCGCGAAGCUCAAUCCGCCAAGUUGCAGGAGCUGAUUCGCAGAGGUACCCCUGCCGACUUGCAAGAAGCCAAUCGGUUGAUGAAGGUAAUGGCUGGUUAUGAUAAUCGGCACAAGACGGAUUACCGGGCCAAGGCGGCGGAGGAGGUCGCCAAAGUGCAGCAAAAGGCAAAAAUUCUGGAAGAAAUGCUGCAGAGUCACCAGCCCGGUGAUCGGGUCGCCGAGGGAGAUGUGUUCGAGGAACUGGCGAGUGCGCUUCAAAGCGCCCACCCUAAGAUCCAGAAGAUGUGUGAGGAAGAGUCGGAUGAUCCAGAGGCCGUGCAGAAAUUGUUGGAGAUCAAUGACAGCAUACACCGUACUAUCGAGCGAUAUAAGUUGGUCAAGAAAGGUGACUGGGAGGCGGCCUCUCAGAUUCCCAAGGGCACUCUGGGCACGACAACGGGUGUAUCGAAGAACGCUAACAACGAGCUUUCCCUUAUCGACUUCGAUCCCGAACCCGCACCCAAUUCUAAUGGUAACGGAGCCGCAGCGUCUGCGGGAGGUAGCUCACUGGAGAAUGACUUGUUGGGAUUGUCAAUAGAUGAGCCUGCUCCGGCUCGGGGUGGAAUCUCGUUGGGGCCUGCCCCUGCGGCGUCCGCGACGCCACCGAUCACUCAGGUGUCUGCUGGCUUCAGGCCUAAUUAUGACAUCUUUGCCUCAAGGAACACAUCCCAGCCAUCCUCGCAGUCAUCGACGCCGGCGCCGGGUGUGCGGCCUCAAAGCAUCGUCUCUUCGCCUGCUGCAGCAACUCCUCCCCCUGCUCUUGAUCCGUUCGCUUCUUUGGUUUCUGCCGGCUCGCGUCAGCCCAGCCCACUGUCCUCCGGUAAGCACUCGGGCUCUCAACCGGGUGCAGGGUCAUUAUUGGAUCUAAUGGGGAGCGAACCCGCGCCACUAGCAAUCAGCCAGACCAAGCCGACGGAGGAGGACGAAUGGAAUUUCGCAUCGUCCCUGCCGGAAAGCAACACGCUGCCCAGCAUGAACCGUGUGCAGGUGCUGAACUCGAUGCUCCGGAUUGAAUUCAUGGCGCGCCGGCAUCCCCAACAGACACAGCAGAUUCAUGUGGUAGCCCUGUUUUCCAACAGUACUAACCAGCCUUUGAACGAACUACACUUUCAAGUGGCUGUGGAAAAGGCAUACACAUUGCAAUUGCGGCCGCAAUCCGGACGAGACAUCGCACCCUCCCAGGCGAACGGAGUGCAACAGGAGAUGUUGGUGGAUAAGGUUCCGAUGGGCAAGGGAAACGCGAUUAAGAUGCGAUUCCGUGUCUCGUACCGGGUGGGCAACCAGCGCAAAGAAGAACAGGGCAUGGUUCCAUCAUUAGGAAUUGCCUAAGGAGAUGAUAGGCCGGAUUGCCGCUGACAUGAGGAUCAGGGGAGGGGAUACAAGGAAGGGAAACCCUCUGAAUAUAUGAUUUGAACCCGUUCCAGGCAUGGUGGAGUGCUUGAUAUUUGAAUCUCUGGUGACUUUUUGCGGUUUUGCUAUUGUUUGUGAGAGAAUUUCCGACUAGCCUGCAUAAUUUUCCGUAUCCAUGUAUACCUGAGCCAGUUUCGAAGCAGUGAGCGCAAUAUGGUCACUUUCUCUUGGGGAGCAGGAACUUCCCCUCCUUUCCUGCCAAUGUUCUCUUGUUAUCUGACAUGGACAGCCCCCGCCCCCCUCUCCGGACCGGUUUUGGGAGUGACCCUGAACAGCCACUGAAGGUUAUUCAGGGAUGAGGCUAGAAUAGGGACCCCUGAGACAGCCAUUGUUCCCCAGAAUGGAUUGGGUCGUUGCCGAGAGCCCGUACCAGGGCGCUCGACUGAGUGGCUGC